AUGUCCUUCAAGCUCCUGCUCGCCACCCUCCCAGCCCUGGCAAUUACCUGCACCGGCCCCGCAAUCAAUGACAACGGCCUUGAUCUAAUCAAGAGCUUUGAGUCCUUCCAACCAAACGUCUACGAUGACGGCUUCGGCAAUCCCACCCUUGGCUACGGCCAUCUCUGCGGCGACUCCACUUGCUCGGAAGUGACAUUCUCAGAGCCAUUGACCGAGGAGACAGCGAGUCAAUUGCUUGCCAGUGACCUAGUGAACUAUCAAGAUGCCGUAACAAACGCCCUUGCCACCGCGGUCAAUCUUAACGACAACCAGUACGCGGCGCUCGUAUCGUGGACUUUCAACGUCGGCAACGGGAACAUGCAGUCAUCCAGUCGGGUUAGUCGCAUGAAUGCCGGUGAAGAUGUGGGGACUGUGGCGUCUGAGGAGCUGGCGAAGUGGAACAAGGCUAAUGGGGGAGUUGUUGCUGGGCUGACGCGCCGGCGGGCCGAGGAGGUGGAGCUGUUUGGUGAGGCUUCUCAGACCGGGGCUUUGCCUGUUGGUUGUUAA
Molecule: messenger RNA, 546 nt
Organism: Penicillium samsonianum
Lineage: Eukaryota; Fungi; Ascomycota; Eurotiomycetes; Eurotiales; Aspergillaceae
Product: lysozyme
Exons: 2
Coding region: 1-546 (181 amino acids)
Biological process (GO): cell wall macromolecule catabolic process; peptidoglycan catabolic process
Molecular function (GO): lysozyme activity
Source: RefSeq, a predicted model, not a curated record